UUUGAAUUGAAUAAUUUCGAAAGCGUUUGAUUUUUGUCGCAGAACUAUAAAAAAAAUAAGUACUUUGAGGUGUUAAAUAGCCAGUUAAUAUAAAAUACACGUACUUAAAAUUAAAAUGAAUAAAAUCAUAACGGAAACUUAUCCAGAACUACUUAAAGUUCCUACUUUUUGUAAAGGCUUCUUAGAAAAUAUGGCAGAAAAAAUGGUUACACAUGAAUCAUUUGGAAAACCGUAUUCAUGGUCAACUGAUGAUUUUGAAUUGGGCGGACCAUUAGGCCGUGGAAAGUUUGGGAGAGUUUAUUUAGCCCGCGAAAAGAAAACACAAUUCAUGGUGGCAAUGAAAGUUAUGUUUAAAUCAGAGCUUCAAGCAGGAGGAGUACAAAGAAACGUCUUAAGAGAAAUAGAGAUACAAUCACGCUUAAAACAUCCACAUAUAUUACGAUUAUUCACCUGGUUCCAUGAUGAGAGGAAAAUUUAUCUUGCGUUGGAAAUAGCUUCAAAAGGCGAAUUAUAUCACCAUUUAAAAAAUUCACCCAAUGGACGUUUUGAAGACUCUCGUGCAGCAAAAUUCACUUAUCAAGUAGCAAGUGCUCUACAUUAUUGCCAUUUAAACAACGUAAUUCAUCGAGACUUAAAGCCUGAAAAUAUUUUGCUUACUGCAGAUGAUAAUUGUAAAUUGGCAGAUUUUGGUUGGUCUGCUCACACCCCAUCCAAUAAGAGAAAGACUAUGUGUGGAACAUUGGAUUAUUUACCGCCUGAAAUGGUUGAGCAUCAAGUUUAUGAUGAUUCCGUGGACCAAUGGUGCUUAGGAAUUUUGUGUUACGAGUUUUUAGUAGGCAAUCCUCCCUUCGAAUCAAAAGAUGCCGCAAUGACGUAUGAAAAGAUCAAAAGACUUGAUAUAGCUUACCCACGACAUUUGAGUACUGGAGCAAAAGAUUUAAUACAAAAGUUAUUAAGAAAAUCAAGUAAUACACGAAUGACUUUAGUUGAAGUGAUGCAACACCCCUGGAUUAAAAGAUUUUGCUAAAAAAAGAAAUCAAGAUUAACAGAUAAUUUUUUAAUAAUUUUAAAAAUAUUCUUAUAAAUGUAUUUUGAAAUUUCUAUUGUUCUAAAUAUAUAAAACUUUAGCUGAAAAAAUAUGUUGAUUUUAAAACUGUCUGCAGGUCAAA
Messenger RNA from Condylostylus longicornis, 1169 nucleotides. It is a transcript of the gene aurB, whose product is annotated as aurora kinase B. Bases 116 to 1027 code for a protein of 303 amino acids. NCBI's taxonomy places the organism in Eukaryota, Metazoa, Arthropoda, Insecta, Diptera, Dolichopodidae. Gene Ontology annotation, molecular function: ATP binding; protein kinase activity. Gene Ontology annotation, biological process: protein phosphorylation; mitotic spindle organization; regulation of cytokinesis. The record is from RefSeq and is a predicted model, not a curated record. The transcript is spliced from 5 exons. Gene Ontology annotation, cellular component: spindle midzone; spindle pole centrosome; chromosome passenger complex.